AGACGCAAGCUUCAGUCUAGAAAUCGCACUUGUCGGAGCAACUACAAGAAAGAGAAAGGCCUACAAGGCGGAAAAUAAAAAAUUUAUUGGAAAAAAGUAUACAGAAGAAAACAAUAACAUUUCAGAAACUUAGUAGAACGGAAAUCAUGAAAUUGUGAAAUCAAUGUUUCAGCAAAGCAAAGGAAAUCAAUUUUAAGAAUCUUUGUAGUGAAAUAACUGAAAGAGCAAAGGUCUAAAGUGUCUAGUAAAAGCAAAAUAUAAGUGAAUUUGAUGUGUGUGCAAGACAAGACGGCAAUGCUUGCUAAAGUUGUCUAAAUUAAUUAUUACUCUGGUGCAAUAAGAAUAUCUAAACUUGUGAACUAAAUAAAAUAAGACAAAGUGUAGAAAAUAAAAAAACGCAAAGGAACAAGAAGCGAAAGUCAAAAUAAUCAAGCAAAAAAGAUAACAACGUAACGGCUAGAACUGUGUAGCCAUUUGGACAAAAGACCAAAACAUGGCCGAAAAAUAAGUAUGUGAAUAUACUAAAAAAAUCAAAUGGUCAGCCUACCUAUAACCUACUAAGUACUAAGUAUACAAAGUCUACUAAAUAACUGACGAUUAUAAAAGAACACUACGACGAGCGAAAGCAAAGCAGAAGCCAAUUUCAACGUCAACUUUUAGUACGGGGCAUUGCUACCAAGAAAGCAGACGUCUGCGAGUAGAAAACUCAAAAACUCUUUAACUUAAUUACUAACAAAACUAACUGGAAGCAGCAGCAACAGCCACAGCCACAAAAUGAAUAGCCUAGUAAAGGUGUUCAGCAACUUCAGAGAGUUCUACAAUGAAAUCAAUGGUGCUACACUCACCGGUGCCAUCGAUGUGAUCGUGGUUGAGCAGCCGGAUGGUGAAUUUCAAUGUUCACCCUUCCACGUGCGCUUCGGUAAACUGGGCGUGUUGCGGAGUCGCGAGAAAGUGGUUGACAUCGAGAUCAAUGGUGAGCCCGUCGACAUACACAUGAAGCUGGGCGACUCCGGUGAGGCAUUCUUCGUUGAGGAGUGUCCCGAAGAGGACGCAGAAGCAUUGCCAGAGAAUAUGGCUACGUCGCCGAUACCGAGCAGCUACUUUCCCAACAAAUUUGACAAUGAUACAUUAAUGGACGACACACUCGAGUGCAAGUCAAAAAUUGCUAGCGAUGACAUACAACUGCCGCUGCCAUUGCCGCGUCGUAAUUCCAUUGACUUUUCAAAAGAGACCGAAAAGGAAGAUCAAGUGCCGAAAUUUGAGAAUCAAGUCUCAGAUUUUAGUCACAGAAGACACACCGACAAUACAUUGGAGCGACGUAAUCUUAGUGAAAAACUGCAAGAAUACACUACGCAAAAGCUGCGGCAGGAGUGGGCCGAACAUGAGGAAAUCUUUCAAUUUGAAGCCGUUGAAAGAGAGAAGGAAUGGAUUAACAGCACACAAACAGAAAGCAAAAUUCAACAGAAAUCCAACACAACAGACGUCGCACCCACACCUACGAUCACUGUGCAGCCAGCUUUCAAAGAAGAGCUUCCUGCGAAAGAGCAUAACAUGAACAAUACAAAUAAUGCAAACAGCAACAACAUCACCACGCCCACUACUACAACCGCCGAAACUAUCUCCAAUAAUACGAGUGCAAAGGACGAAUCCAAAGGUGGCAAGAAGAAACGCCGCAAGAAGUCACAAAUGAAGAAAAAGAAUGCACAACGCAAGUCUUCGUCGAGCAGUUCAAUUGGCAGCACAACACCCAUAGAGGGCGCCAACGGCAAUAACACAAAUGCCGACGAAGGUGACGGUAUUUCCAUUUCGAAUAAUACCAACUCAUCGUCGAAUGAGGAGAUUGCCACAGCAAAAUCAAAUAACGACCAACAGUCGGUACCGCUCGUCUCCGCCACGGCUGGUGAUGAGAGUCCCAUCAGCGAAACAUGCCAAACAUCACCGAUUACGCCCAGCACGCGUAUACCCGAUCUGGAUAUACACUUCUUCAGCGAUACCGAGGUGACGCCUUCGGGUGGUGCUAGCAGUUGUGUUGGACGCGGUUCUGGACGUCCCUCCACACCCAUACAAAGCGAUAGCGAAUUGGAGAUUUCGUUGCGUGAAAAAGAUGUCGAUGCUGAAUUGAUAUCGAAUAGCGCUUCAUGGAAGUGGGGCCAAUUGCCUACGCCCGAUGCGAGUGAAAAGGUGGACGGCAGCGGCGAUCAGUCGGCACAACGCAACUCAAUGCUGAGUGGCAUGUUUAAUUUUAUGAAGAAAACGAAUAAGAUGCGUAAGCAGGCCAACGAUGGUGGUGUCUACUUGUCCGAUUUGGAUGCAGAAGGUAUGGAUCCAGAAAUGGCUGCAUUAUACUUCCCACAACCGCGUCUAACGAAGUCGACAAAUAAUGCCAACGCCGAUGCUGGCACAGCCACCAGCAGCACACUGUUACAAUCGGGCGAUGAUGAUCGUGAAAGUGGCAAUGGCACCAGUUUGCCACAUUCGCCUAGUUCGAUGGAGGGUCAGAAGAGCGUGGACUCGGACUAUGAGGAUGGCAAGCCACAGGACGCAAAAUACCUGGACUUUGUGGCGAUGUCUUUAUGUGGCGUCGGUGACAAAGGCGAGCCAUCUGAUGAAGAGUUCGAUCAACACAUGAUUAAGUAUUCUGAUGUUUGCGAAAAUCCCAGUUUGUUCUCAUCGCCAAAUCUAGUUGUACGCCUGAAUGGCAAAUACUACACGUGGGCAGCUGCAUGUCCAAUUGUCAUGACCAUAAUAACAUUCCAGAAACCACUGACUAACGAUGCCAUUGAACAGCUGAUGAGCAAUGUCAAACCCGAUGAAUCGGUGAACAAGAGCGAACCGGAUGGCACCACAGCAGGUGCUGGCGCUCAAUCGAAACGUUCCUGGUGGAAUUGGCGGCGUUCGCAGGUUGGCGCCGUGCCGAAUUCUGCAAAGAUUGCCAAACCAGAUGACAAGGUUGAUGAGCGAGACGCCGACCAAGCUGCCGUGGCCACACAAACAACACGUCCCAACUCACCAGAUAUUAGUGAAAAUACACUAAGCAAAACCGACUCGACGCUCAAUGCUGAAAACACCUCAGCACAAGUUGAAAAUCUCGAGGACCUAUCGCAAGCCUCCUCGAAGGCUGAAGCAACCAGCAGUAACGGCAACAAAAACGAACGUUACAAGAAGAGCUUGCGCCUUAGUUCGGAAGCAAUUAAACAACUGAACUUGAAGGAUGGCAUGAACGAAAUUGAGUUCAGCGUCACAACCGCCUAUCAGGGCACCACACGCUGCAAAUGCUAUCUCUUCCGCUGGAAGCACAACGACAAAGUUGUCAUUUCUGAUAUUGAUGGCACGAUCACCAAAUCGGAUGUGCUCGGUCACAUUUUGCCAAUGGUCGGCAAAGAUUGGGCCCAAUUGGGUGUGGCACAAUUGUUUUCGAAAAUCGAACAAAAUGGCUAUAAGCUAUUGUAUUUAUCCGCACGUGCCAUAGGGCAAUCACGUGCCACACGUGAAUACUUACGUUCCAUACGUCAGGGUGAUGUUAAGCUACCCGAUGGGCCAUUAUUGCUCAAUCCCACAUCGCUUAUUUCGGCAUUCCAUCGUGAGGUGAUCGAACGCAAGCCGGAACAAUUUAAAAUCGCUUGCCUCUCCGACAUACGUGAGCUCUUCCCCGACAAGGAUCCCUUCUAUGCCGGCUAUGGCAAUCGCAUCAAUGAUGUAUGGGCCUAUCGCGCAGUGGGCAUACCCAUUAUGCGCAUUUUCACCAUCAACACCAAGGGCGAAUUGAAGCAUGAGCUAACACAAACAUUCCAGUCAUCGUACUGCAGCAUGACGUACAUUGUGGAUCAGCUCUUCCCACCCAUACGCGACGAUGAGGGCGCUGUAGAAUACUCCAAUUUUAAUUAUUGGCGUGAUCCUAUACCGGAAUUGGAUUUAGUUUUGGAUACGAGUAGCGCCGAAACCAACAAUACCAACAACACCAGCAACAAUGGUGAAGUAAACGCAUUGCUGCAAAAGGGCUUAGCAACCAUUCCAGAAAAUUAAUAACCAACCACAAAAUACAACUAAUAUAAAUAAAUAAAAAGCUGAUAACUGGAAAUCAUACCAAAAACACGAAUGUAGUGUAAAACACAGUAUAAGUUUUGAAUAUUAAGUACUAUUUAGUUGCGCUUACGCUUGGCAAGUUUUUCAUGGGAUAUGCUUACACACUUAGCCAUAAGUUUACCUUGAUUUUAUUUAAUUUAAUGUUACACGUGUGAAAUAACAACAUUUUUCGCUCUAACCUCAAUUUUCAAAACUUGUAUACCAUUUUUAUAAUGCUUUGUAUGGCUGGUUAUAUGGAAGAUUUCAAUAUUUCCGCAAAUUAAACUCAAACAUUAAUAAAAAAGAGUUAAGAAAUGAAUGAGACUACAAUAACAAUGUGUGAGACUUUUACUAAACAGUAAUGAUCUCAGUUUUAGAUAUCGAAAAAACGUUUUUUAAAUUGUCAAAACGUUGGUAGUUAAGACUACUUAAAAUUCGUAGUUUCAAAAAUUAUUCAGAAAAAAUGAAAUUGAUAAUUGCCCAAAAAUUGGUUUUUGUGUGACGAAAUGUGAAAAUUUUCUGCAAAUUUUUAAGAAAAUAAUAAUGCCAAAAUAGCAUUAUUGGCUAAUAAAUGAGUUGAAGGUGUUUUUUGGUAUUUAAACUCAUCAAUUGGAUUCAUAAAGUUUUUGAACACUUAAAAUAUUUGCAUACUGAAUUUAGCAAAACCAAAAUUCAAAAACGAAUUUAGUUCUUUAGACUGCUACUUAUAGUUUUUCAAUUUCAAAUUUAAUUACGUGGCAACAAAUAUUUGAAAAUAAUCCUUCGUUGCUUUAUAAAAUAUAAAAUGAGAACCCUCAGCAAAUUUAGUGUUUUUGUCUAGCAAAAUAAUUAUUUCAAUCAAUAUUAAAAUAUGUUAUUUAGAGCAUACGUCAACCUAAAUUGAUUUUAUAUUCCUACUACUUUUAAAGCAUUAAUUAGAACUAUAAUAAAUUAUUAGUAUUUAAGUUUAUGCUGCUUCUAUGUUAUAGUUACAAACCACUUACUACGACUAUUUAAAAGAAAAAAUACAAAAUACCAACAUCAUUACAUGCACAUACACAUGCUUAAACAAAGGUGUAUGCAACAAUAAAAUAUUUUUUGGAAAACACUUUAUAUAAAUCAUUAGAGUGUGGUGUACUCACUGUUUCAACCAAUAACAUUUCUUAAUUACAUUUGUAUCUCCAAGUGUACAUACACAUGUACAUAUGUAUGUACAUAAAUAUGUACAUGAAGAAGAUAUGUAUGUAGUUGCCAAUCGUUGCAGGUUUCUAUGUCUAAUAUUGUCGUUGUGUUUUUUGAAAUAAUUAAAAUUCGUAUGUCAUUAUAAUUGUGAUAAUUUUUAAGGUCUCCAUUUUGUAGCUGUAAGAAAUAUGCAUUAGAAAUUGAAAAGCCACAAAAUUUAUUUUUUUCUUUGUAGAAUUAUAAUAUUUUAUGUUGCUUUGGGUAUUUUAAAUUUAAAUAGUUUUAUUAGUAAUGAAUUUUUGUUAAUGUGAUAUAUUAAAAAACAAAAGCAACAAAUGUAAUAAAAAAAAACAUUCAUAACAAUUUAAAUAAUUGAUUAAAAACAUUCAUCUACUACAUCAGUUUUAUUACAAACUUGCUUUAUUUAUGAUAAAAAGUUGAUUUUAAAUUUUUUUUAAAUAAUUCUUAAAUGCAUUUAUUCCAUUUAUUAUGCCAAUUUGCGUAUAAAAAAAUAAUUUCAAAUUGUAUGCGUUGCACAAUAUUAAUUUUAGUUUAUUUUAAAUGCAUAUAAACACAGGUACAUGUGUAUGUACAUUAGGGUAUGCGUUAUUUCCAAAGUUGGUGUAUUUUCUUUUCUCAAAGAGGGUUUUGAGGCUUCAGCUUUUGCACAAAAAUACGAAUUCAACGUAAACAAGUUCUUUAUAUUCAAUUUAAAUCGUGCUUAGAAUAUUUUAUUUUCUCAUAUAUUUUAUGUGGGAUUUUUUUUUCAAAUUUUGGCAAUAAAUUUUUUAUCGCCACCGGCAUUUCGGCACCAUUCCUCGAAAUUACUUCAGGAAUGUUUUCUAUCGCUAAAACCACAACAACAACAACUGAAUAAAACAUUUCGCGUUCUACAAGAAAAAUGUUUAUACUUUUUUUUUAUAAAAACAUUUCUUUAAAGUUAUACUCAAUCAAAAUUAUGCAUCAAAUGUACUGUAUUCAUAUAGUACACCAUGUCGUAUGAGCAACAGAGAAUGUAUAAAUCACUUGUGCAGUACUUCUUGCUCAGUACAUUUGAUGUGCCUAUAACUUUAGCUGCAUACAACUUUUAAAUUAACAAUUUUAUAGAAAAAAAAUCAAAAUAAUGUAGAAUGCAAUUUUUUACUAGAAUAUCACUUUUUCAUAAUUGCAGUUUUUUACCCAAUUAAUGCAAAAUAUCAAUCAAUAUACUAAUACAAAAAAAUAUAAAAAUAUAUAAAAUAAUAAAAAUUAAAUUAAAAUAAAACAAUAUAUUAGACACGUUUUAAAUUGGAAAUAAAAAAUCUUGUUUACAUUGAAUGCUUGUUUUAGGGCAAAAAUUAAAACUUCACGUGGCUUAACAAAGCAAAAAAUCAACUUGUGAAAUAACAGACACCCUAAUCUAUACUCAUGCACGAGUGUUCACAGAAGUACAUAUACAUAGUUUGUAUUACAUUUAGUUCGUAGCAUUGAAUCAAUAAUAUUGUGCAACAGAUAAGCGUGUACUUAUUAUGUGUGAUAAUGCGUUAGCACGUGAUUGGCUUUCUGUAUUUUCUUGAGAAGAAUUUAAUUUUAACGCUUUGCAAAAGCUUUCAUUAUCGCUUCAUAUGUAAUCGUAUAUUUAAUCGAACCAUUUUAUAGCACAAACAACAAUUACAUACAUACAAAUAUACAACAAUACCAAACAUUAUAAAAUAUUUUAAAUAUUCAAAAUGAGAAAAAAGGAAUUUAUCUUCAACUAAAUAAUUACAUGUAAGUUACAAUAAAAGAACUCAUACAAAAUUUGUCCAAAAUUGAUUGGAAACAAUGAAUAAAUAAAAUUCAAAUAAAGCUUGCGUUCAUUCA
Bactrocera neohumeralis is the source of this 7065-nucleotide messenger RNA. RefSeq names its product PDZ domain-containing protein GIPC3-like. The coding region runs from base 775 to 4023 and encodes 1082 amino acids. The record is from RefSeq and is a predicted model, not a curated record. Lineage: Eukaryota; Metazoa; Arthropoda; Insecta; Diptera; Tephritidae. The transcript has 13 exons. Gene Ontology annotation, cellular component: nucleus. Gene Ontology annotation, biological process: cellular response to insulin stimulus; positive regulation of transcription by RNA polymerase II; fatty acid catabolic process. Gene Ontology annotation, molecular function: phosphatidate phosphatase activity; protein binding; transcription coactivator activity.